This is a messenger RNA of Gossypium raimondii (Peruvian cotton), 876 nucleotides long. RefSeq lists its product as uncharacterized. The coding region runs from base 1 to 876 and encodes 291 amino acids. The transcript has a single exon. The record is from RefSeq and is a predicted model, not a curated record. NCBI's taxonomy places the organism in Eukaryota, Viridiplantae, Streptophyta, Magnoliopsida, Malvales, Malvaceae.
AUGGCAAGAAGAACAACACAAGUUCUUGACUCCAUCUAUCUGAUGAACACUGUUGAGAUUUUUAGAGAAUCCAUUAGGGUGAUCCUUCUUCACCCUACUCAUUUCCAUUCCAUCUCCGUUUUCCUCUUCUCGCCGCUCCCAGUUUCUCUUUUCUUAUCGCAUUUUCUCCUUCACCAUUUCCCCCAAAUACCUUCCUCAGCUAUAACAAUCACAGAUAAUUUAUUCAUACACGGGCUGCCAAAUUUCCCGUCCAAAACACUAGUUCACAUCAUCGUAUGCACCCCUUCUUCCAUUACGUUCUCUCUUCUUGGAAGAGCAGCCACCAUCCAAGCAGUUUCAGAUAGUUACAAUGGCAUACACCUUGAUGGAAGAAGGCUAUUCAUGAGAAGCGGUUUGGCUUGGAUUAAGCUUCUCCACACAAGGUCUUGGGAGCUCCUCGUUAUACUAGGCCUGUUUGGAGCAAUGGUGGUUGGUUUAGCAGUGGCACCAAAGAUGCUUUACACAUUUGGAAUCAGCUCAGUUGGAAUGGGGUUUUGGGGUGUUGUGGGGUUGCUAGGGAUACCUUUUUGCGUGAUGUUCGCACAUGUAAUGGUGGUGGGGAACAUGGCAAACGUGAUAGCAGUAUUGGAGAGUGAAUGUGACGGACUUGGUUCACUAUGGAAAGCUAAAAAGCUUAUGGAAGGAAGACGACAAACAGGCUUAAUGAUGGCAUUGUUGAGCAACAUAGGGUUGAGGGUAGUUGAGUGUGUAUUUGAGUUGAGAAUAUGCAGGGGAAUCUGUAUGUGGGAAAUCCCUGUAUUGAUAUCAAUGUAUUCUUCGGUUCUUGUUCUUGAAACAGUCAUGAAUGUUGUAUUAUAUUACGCAUGUAAAUCUUGA